AUGAAUACCAAAUUAUUCAGCCUUGUUAUUUGGGGACUCUUCCUGGUGUUGUGCGUCAAUUUAGCUUGUUGUGAUGAUUCGACAUCGAGAGCCAUCAAUUUAUCCAUGGCCUGGCGCCCAGUGCAUUUCACCCCCAUUCAAGCUGUCCAAGCUGCACAGCAAUCGGCUCCCAAGCCUCAAGUGGCGACCCAAUUCAUCUCCAUUCCAACCCUGGCCAAAGCCAAUACAGCUCAACUCCUCCAGAUCGCGCACUACAACGCACAGGUGCUGAAUGCAAAGAUGAAGGAUUUGCAGGCGCAGUACAGCACAAAUCAUCAGUACAGCACCAAUCCACAGCACAACAAUCAACAGUACAGCGCUAAUCAACAGUACCAACAGUACAGGAAUCCAUUCGCGAUCUUUGGCGCCAAUGCAUCUAGUCCAAAGUUCCGUGCCGCCCUGCUCAACGACCUCAAGCCCUUCUCGCCCAAGUACACCGUCACCACGUCCGGCGUCAGCCCAGUGGUCGCGAAUGGCUACAAAGCGCCCAUCUACCUAAGCGAGAUCGAUCAUCAUCUGCCGCUGGUUCACUCCUCGACACAGAAGAUCCCCAGCGUGGUGCCAUCGGUGAACAUGAGCCCCACAAUCACCCACUACAGCUACAUUCCUCUGCUGCAAGCCAGCCCGAGUUCAUUGAUAUUCAGAGAUACACCUGUGGUGAUGCCGCAAUCGGCAACAUUUCAAGGGAAGACAACACUGAAGCCACAUCCUGUCCUCAAUAAACUCCAGGCACACCUGGCACUCGCGACCAAUCACAAGCAGCCGUACGCCUCCUACUCGAACAUCCUGGAGAAGCUGACGGUUCCUGUGCUGGCGCCGAAUGUGUUCAAGAAUCACGUUCUGGCAUCGCACUUCAUCAAGCAGACGAAGAAUGUAACCCCAGUGGUGUCCAAGAUCAUCAACAAUACAGUGCCCAAGGCGGUGGUGAAGCCGCUAGAGGAGCAACCGAAGGCGUCACCCAGUGAGGUGCCACCACCAAAAAGUGUGGAAGCAGGUGUGAGGAGUAGAAAUGAGAACAGGACGAGGAUCACCAUCUUCGAAGAAGGCCCAUUUACGCCCAUUGUGAGGGAAAAUGCAGUAGUAAAGGAGGCCAAGCCAACACUCAAAUCAUCAGAUGUUCUCAAUGAACUCAAUCGGCAUCGAAACAUCAUACAAAUCAUGGAGGGUCUGCCACAGAUUCCCUCAAGUGUCUCUUCUGUGGACAUCAGCGGAGAACAGAACUUCCGACCAAUUGAGAUCCUUAAGAAAUACAACAUCUCCAAGUCACCACUUCAGGAUCUCAACAGAUUCGCCUUCCAAUCCAACUCCUUCAUGGACUUCACGUCUCCCUCACGAAAGUAUCCUAUUCUGCCCACCAUCCCAACCACAAUGAUGUCGCCAGGUGACAAACUCUCCUCAAGUCACUUCCGACUCAAUGAAAUCAAAGAACCAUCCGCCACAGUCUACACUCCCUUCCUACCCACACCUAAUAGCUACGGUCAUCACCUCAGAAAACCUCAGUUCUCCGGCAGUCACACUUUCUUCACAAUCGAAGAUGCCGUCACUGGAACUGCUCCAACCCGAAAUACAAUCGACUUCAAGGACCUCUUCGACACCACAACAGAAAUCAUCAAGCCAGUGCGGGAAGACACGACCGACGUGACCACAAUAGGACCAGAGCCACACACGCACUUCUACAAGUUCAUGAAGUAUCCCUCCUCAUCAUCCACUGUCACUAUCUAUGAGACCACAACGCAGCGAUCGAAGCUGAAGCAACGAAGGAGGAAACCUGGUCACAGAUACAAGAGCAACAUCAAUGAUCCUAACUGGAUCGAUAAGUUCCCCAAAGAAUCGGUCAGAGAAUCUGUCAAAGCAGAGAGGAAUGUGACGGCGGGACCAGACGUUACAUCAACAACAAGACUCUCUGCAAGAUUCCGUCAGAGAACAAGAACAGACACAACGACAACGACAACAGAAUCCCCAGAAAUCCCCACAACUUCUGUCACUGAAAUAUCAGAUCAAGUAGCACCAACGACAGAUGAGGCUAUCAACAGCACAGCAACAGCGGCAUCGACAACUCCAGCAGUGGUCCAAAUUAAUUCAUCAACAUUGAAACCAAUGGCAAAGUAUAACUCUAUCAGUCGGCCGAGGUUGAGCCUGAAAAACAGCAGCUACUAUCUCAACAAUCUCUCAACUACAACGACAACCAAUCAACCAUCAGAGAUUGUAACAACACCCAAGUUUACGAGAAAGAGGUUCCCAACACGUCCCUCCACGACGACAACAGAUUCAGGUGAGGACAACACUCUAUCCACGGAAUCCAGCACGAGUACGACAACAUCAACAUCCAAGAGAUUCCACCCAACGAGGAAUAACACCUUCACUAGGCCAUCUUUCACUAAGCCCUCAACAGAAGGACCCGCUUCGCGAGGAUCAACAGCCUUCUCAACACGUCGUGGUUCAAGUAGGAUAGACUUCCGCAACCAAAAGUCAACGUCGCCGUCUUCGACUACAGAACUGGAGUCGUCAACGCGAUCGAGCACGCAGAAUCACAGGCGCUUUCAGGCUGCCCAGGACAAGAUGUUCACUACGAAGCAGAGACAUCGCGUUGAAGAGACGAGUUCACCUGAGAGUAUAAAAGUCGACACGACAACAGAACAUAAACUGGAGACGUCCAUUAUGAAGAUCGCCAAGAACGAUCAUUCCUACCGACCUUAUGCUCAUCAAACCUCCAAAACAACCGAGUCCCUCAUCAACACUAAUCUCAUCAAUGAUAUCUCAACCGAAAAGUCCGCCAAGAGUGUGAACACCAACUCAAAAAAUCGACGGAUACCGGAAUACUUCACAAUAGCCACUGAUGAUCCCAUUCUUCCCAUUCAGGCCUUCUUUCCCAAAUUCGACUGAUUCCAUUCUCUAAAUCUCCCAAAAAAUUGACAAUUCAUGUGUAUAAAAUAUGUUUAAAAAAAAGCCACUUUCAGAAAUUAUUGUUGAGUGAAAAAAGACAAUAUAAAAAAAGUUA
Phlebotomus argentipes is the source of this 3037-nucleotide messenger RNA. RefSeq names its product mucin-3B-like. Bases 1 to 2922 code for a protein of 973 amino acids. The transcript is spliced from 5 exons. NCBI's taxonomy places the organism in Eukaryota, Metazoa, Arthropoda, Insecta, Diptera, Psychodidae. The record is from RefSeq and is a predicted model, not a curated record.